Messenger RNA from Monopterus albus (swamp eel), 1279 nucleotides. RefSeq names its product SMYD family member 5 (gene smyd5). The transcript is spliced from 11 exons. The record is from RefSeq and is a predicted model, not a curated record. Bases 59 to 1135 code for a protein of 358 amino acids. Lineage: Eukaryota; Metazoa; Chordata; Actinopteri; Synbranchiformes; Synbranchidae. Gene Ontology annotation, biological process: negative regulation of gene expression, epigenetic. Gene Ontology annotation, molecular function: histone H4K20 methyltransferase activity.
CCCUCGCAGGAGAUAAAGCGUCUGUGUUGUGGUUGAAAGGUGAAAGGUCGUUUGAAACAUGGCUGCUCUCUUGGAUAACAUGUUUUCUUUCUGCGUGGACCCCGGCAAAGUUUCCGGCAGCGUGGAAGUCAGAUUUAUCGACAAUAUUAAGGGAUUAAGGGACUGGCCAGUGUUUACAGGUAAGGGUCUCUUCGCCAAAAGGAGCAUCAAGAAGGGAGAGACCAUUUUCAUUGAGCGGCCUCUUGUUUCUGCCCAGUUCCUGUGGAAUGCUUUGUAUAAAUAUAAAGCCUGUGAGUACUGCUUACAUGCUUUGGAGACUGCAGAGGAGAAUGCGAGGAGACUCAGCGGCAUCCCUGGACUCAGCCUUCCUCACCCUGAGCUCUGCCGCGUUCGACCAGAGCUACACCAAGCAUGCCCCCAGUGCCAGGUGAUGUACUGUAGCAGCGAGUGUCGACAGGCAGCAGCAGAUCAAUAUCAUCGGGUUCUGUGUCUGGGUCCGUCCCACGAAGAUCCAGACCACCCCAUCAACAAGCUCCAAGAGGCAUGGAGGAAUAUGCAUUAUCCUCCUGAGACCUCCAGCAUCAUGCUUAUGGCCAGAAUGGUAGCUGUGGUCAAACAGGCUAAAGACAAAACACACUGGCAGAAGCUGUUUUCUCACUUCUGCAGCCGAACAGCCAACGAGGAAGAGGAAAUUGCCCAUAAGCUCCUGGGAGAGCAGUUCAAAGGGCAGUUGGCCUUGUUACACAGUCUUUUUAAAGCAGCACUUUAUGAUGAUCAUCUCAGUCGGUGGUUUGUUCCUGAGGGUUUCUGCUCUCUGUUCGCUCUGGUGGGAACUAAUGGCCAAGGCAUCAGCACCAGCUCCUUGAGUCAGUGGGUUCACGCCUGUGACGCACUUGAGCUUCCUGUCCAGCAGAGGGAGCAGUUGGACGCCUUUAUUGACCAGCUGUACAAGGACAUUGAGAAAGAAACGGGGGACUUUCUAAACUGUGAGGGCUCUGGAUUGUUUCAGAUGUCCCAUGAGGAAGUGGCUCCACCAUGUGGCAAGUUACAAACCUCAAACUCUUUAAAAUUUCACAGACAUGUUGCAUUUUCUUCAAGAAAUGUACCUUCGAGUUUAAAAUGUGAACCAUACUAAAGCUUUACAGUGUAUGAGGAACAAAGCUGUCUCUCUAAGACUAUCUGAUGGGCAGAUAGUAGAUAAAGUGACAUUUCCAGAGAUUUUGUGGUGCUUAUAUGGCAUCUGCAGACUUAUAGAUUCUGAUGUCUGAAUUAUGUAUUA